Messenger RNA from Grammomys surdaster, 2223 nucleotides. It is a transcript of the gene Fn3krp, whose product is annotated as fructosamine 3 kinase related protein. Lineage: Eukaryota; Metazoa; Chordata; Mammalia; Rodentia; Muridae. The record is from RefSeq and is a predicted model, not a curated record. The transcript is spliced from 6 exons. Bases 85 to 1014 code for a protein of 309 amino acids.
GUCACUGGUCUGCGUCUGCCCCGCCCCGCAGCUGUACCCGCUUCUGCUCUAGGCCUGAACUGGAUUUGUAGCGAAGCUGCUCCAAUGGAGACCCUGCUUAAGCGGGAGCUGGGCUGCAGCUCAGUCAAAGCUACGGGUCACUCGGGCGGCGGGUGCAUUAGCCAGGGCCAGAGUUAUGACACGGACAAAGGACGAGUGUUUGUGAAAGUGAACUCCAAGGCAGAGGCAAAAAGGAUGUUUGACGGUGAGAUGGCAAGCUUAACUGCCAUUCUGAAGACAGACACAGUCAAAGUACCCAAGCCCAUCAAGGUUCUCGAUGCCCCAGGAGGAGGGAGCAUGCUAGUGAUGGAACAUCUGGACAUGCGGUACCUGAGCAGUCAUGCUGCCAAGCUUGGGACCCAGCUUGCAGAUCUACACCUUGAGAACAGGAAGCUUGGAGAGAGGCUCCUGAAGGAGGCUGGCACUGUGGGGAAAGGAGGUGGACAGGCCGAGCAGCAGUAUGUGGACCAGUUUGGGUUUGAUGUAGUGACGUGCUGUGGAUACCUCCCCCAGGUAAAUGACUGGCAAAAGGAUUGGGUCACAUUCUAUGCAAGGCAGCGCAUUCAGCCCCAGAUGGACAUGGUGGAGAAGAAGUCUGGGGACCGGGAAGCUCUUGAGCUCUGGUCUGCUCUGCAGUUGAAGAUUCCUGACCUGUUCCGUGACCUGGAAAUUGUGCCCUCCUUACUUCAUGGAGACCUCUGGGGAGGGAAUGUAGCAGAAGAUUCCUCUGGGCCCAUCAUUUUUGAUCCAGCAUCCUUCUAUGGCCACUCAGAAUAUGAGCUGGCAAUCGCCGGCAUGUUCGGAGGCUUCAGUAACUCCUUUUACUCCGCGUACCAUAGCAAAAUCCCUAAAACCCCAGGAUUUGAGAAGCGCUUGCAGUUGUAUCAGCUCUUUCACUAUCUGAACCACUGGAAUCAUUUUGGAUCUGGGUACAGAGGAUCCUCUCUAAACAUAAUGAGGAAUCUCAGCAAAUGAACUGGCUUCCCACCAGAGGGAAGAGUCUCUUACGGGUGUGCUGGGUCUCCUAAUAAGAUGACUCUACAUCUAGAUCAAGUCCUACCAUCCAUCCUAAGCAUCUCACUGUGAACUGAGGGAAGUGCCUCGGCGUCAGGUGACCUGAUCCCAACUAUUUGGCCAAGGAGCUCAUGAGUCUCCACAGUCCCCUUCCUCAUGAAUUCCCCCUAUUUAUUCCAUGGCAGCACUUGCUUAAGAUCCCCUGUUUCUUUCUUUCUUUUCUUCCUCCCUUCUUUUUCCUAUUUUCUCACAUAUUACGUCCUGACUGCAGUUUCUCCUCCUCAGAAUCUCCUCUGCCACACCCCCCAGGGAUCAACCAAGCAGAGUAUAACAAGCUACAGUAAGACCAGGCACAUAACAUCACAUCAAGGCUGGAUGAGGCAACCCAGAAGGAGGGAACGGGUCACACAGUAGGCAAAAGAGUCGGGGACACCUUCCCUUCCCAUUGUUAGGAUUCCCACACAAACUCCAAGCUUCUCAGCCAUAACAUACAUGCAGAGGACCUAGGUCAGAGCCCUACAGGCUCCUGAUCACCUCAAGCCCCCGAGUACCAGUCAGUUGAUUCUAUGGGCUGUAAACUGUGAAAUAUGGGUUCCCUCAGAGGAAAGGUUAUGUAAUUCUGUUGUUGUGUACUUUGUAAGACUGCCUGGCUAGAUUAGGCCUCACUGGUGAUAUGAACAGACGCACUGAAGUUUAGGUAUAGUGAGCCAUACUCCAUUGCCAAGGUAGAAAACAGUGAGUGACUGUUGGUGUGGUGAAGGGAGUUCACCCUGCAGGGAAGUGGCUGAUGUGUCCACCUCCCAUCUCUUCCUCACACAUUGUCAACAUUUCUGAGCUAUUCAUGGUGAUGCUUUGUGAUGGUUGGACUUGAUCUAGACACGGAGUCAUCUUAUGAGAAGACUUAAAUAAUGACCAACUCUAAAAUCAAUGACGUUCCAUUUGCUUAUGUAGCACUUCUGGACCCUGCUAUAAGCUGAGUAGUCUGGAGAUUGGUUUGGGGACUGACCAACCUUAUGGGUAACUAACUUGGUCUCAAUUUAGGAGCCUGAAAAUACUCCUGUUGUACCAACUUUGUGCUCUCUUAUCUUUGUUUCUUUCUUGCCUUCUUUCAUUCCUUUUUUUUUCUUUUGGUUUGUUUGUUUUACAAGACAGGGUUUCUCUAUGUAAACC